Bipolaris maydis ATCC 48331 is the source of this 1587-nucleotide messenger RNA. RefSeq names its product general substrate transporter. Gene Ontology annotation, molecular function: carbohydrate:proton symporter activity. Lineage: Eukaryota; Fungi; Ascomycota; Dothideomycetes; Pleosporales; Pleosporaceae. Gene Ontology annotation, cellular component: membrane. Gene Ontology annotation, biological process: transmembrane transport; carbohydrate transport. The record is from RefSeq and is a predicted model, not a curated record.
AUGUUUUCGAAGGUCCCAAAGAUCUACAAUGUCUACUUUUUGGCAAUCAUUGCCACCAUGGGUGGUAUGCUGUUUGGUUUCGAUAUCUCUUCGAUGAGUGCUAUUAUUCCAACCGAUCAAUACAUUGACUACUUCGACAACCCAUCUGGAGUCGUUCAGGGCGCCAUCGGUGCUGCUCUUGCUGCAGGCUCUAUUGUCGGCUCGAUCAUGGCAGGCCCGGUUUCUGAUAAAUUCGGUCGUCGCGAUGCUCUCCUAUUCGCCUGUCUCUGGUGGCUCGCUGGUACUGCUUUGCAAGUCGCUGUAACAGGACGAGGAAUGUUGAUAGCUGGUCGAGUCCUGAACGGAGUAACGGUUGGCAUCACUUCCUCACAGGUACCCGUGUAUCUUGCCGAAAUCUCCAAGCACUCACAGCGUGGUGCAAUCAUCAUCAUUCAGCAACUCGCAAUUGAGUGGGGAAUUCUUCUCAUGUACUUCAUCGGUUACGGUUGUACAUUCAUUCCCGGAGAAACAGCGUCUUUCCGUACCGCUUGGGGCAUCCAAUUUGUACCUUGCGUAAUGUUCAUGAUUGGCCUGCCUUUCCUACCAGAAUCUCCUCGAUGGCUCGCCAAAGUCGAUCGCACAGAGGAAGCAAUCCAGGUCCUUGCAUCCAUCCAGGCCAAUGGCAAUAUCGAAGAUCCAUAUGUCGUUGCUGAGUACGAGGAAAUCAUGACUGUUCUUAUUGCCGAGCGUCAAGCACCGCCGGGAUGGAAGAAAUUUGUCUACAACGGCAUGUGGAAGAGGACUCUUGCUGGCUUUUCCGUGCAGGCGUGGCAGCAGUUGUCUGGAGCAAAUGUCAUGACAUACUACGUCGUUUAUAUCUUCGCAAUGGCUGGUCUCGAAGGCAAUAUCAAGCUUAUUUCGUCAGGCGUGCAAUAUGCGCUCUUCAUCAUCUUCUCCUCCAUCAUGUUCUUCUUUGUUGACAAGUUCGGCCGCCGCACACUCCUCGUUUGGGGAGCAAUUACAAUGGGCAUCUGCCAUUUCGUCGUCGGCGGCGUCCUUGGCGCAAACUACGAAUACAUUCCCGAGGGAGUUGGAGGCGACCGCAACGUCGUCAUGAAAGUCACUGGCUCGCCCGCCAAUACCGUCAUUGCGUUUUCAUACCUUCUGAUCAUUAUCUACGCUCUUACUCUCGCGCCCAUCUGCUGGGUGUACGCCGCGGAAGUGUGGUCGCUUGAGACUCGCGCGUGGGGUAUGGGCAUUGCUGCGACUGGUAACUGGCUCUUCAACUUUGCAAUCGGUCUCUUCAUUCCCCCUGCGUUCCUCAACAUAAAAUGGGGUCUCUUCAUCGUCUUCGGCGUCCUAUGUCUUCUCGCCGCAACCCAAUUCUUCUUCACAUACCCAGAGACCUGCGGCAAAACCCUCGAAGAAAUCGAAGUCCUUUUCAGCAAAGACGGUCCACACGCAUGGCAAACCAAAAAGGGAAGUGAGCAUAUUGGUCAGAAUACAGAGAAUGUGGCUGCGGCUCAGGCCAAACAAGAGGCGCAGGCAAGAAUCGAGAUGUUGGCGAAGAAAGAGAAGGGGGAGACGGCGAAGACAGAGACAGUUUGA